CACAAACAUGGACACCGAUAAGAAGAAAGCUUCUAAUGCGCAUAAACGCCGCGUAGGAGAAGAUCCACACCGAAAGGAGACACCCAAAGACGAGAAAGAUAUACCUGAAAGUUGCACCACCGCGGAGUAUUGCGAGAAGUUACAGGCAUGGAUGUGCCAGUACUCCACCGGCUUUGUGACUUGGCAGAGCUGGCUGGCGGCGUCAGCAGCCAUGUCCUAUCCGUGUGUUCUACAGUCGGUCAACGGGACGUCGACGGCGCGUCUCGAUCCCAACGCUCAGUACUUCGGUGUCCCCUUGUCGCUCAACGCGGCCGCCUCCGGCUCCCCGAGUAGCCGAGGAGGUGAAGUUGCGGGCGGGGCUGCAGUGCCCACUCAGCCGCAGCAGCUGCCACAGGAGAAUGGAAACGCGCGCAGGCCAGGUCGAGAGUACACCAUCCCCUCACCUCUCCAAAGACUUCUUGCUGAAAUUGUGGACUUCUUCAUUCUGUUUUUCAUCAAAGCGACCAUUAUCAUCAGUAUUAUGCACCUGAGUGGAAUCAAGGAUGUGUCCAAGUUCGCAAUGCAUUUUAUCAUCGACGAAAUAGAUGAGGAAACGUCAAUGGAGGAGUUGCAGAAAAUGAUGCUGGUUGCUCUUGUAUACCCAAUAUUAGUGUGCUUUUAUGAGAUUGUGUGUAUUUGGGGAGCUGGAGGAGCCACCCCAGGAAAAUUCCUCAUUGGACUUCGAGUUGUGACAUGUGACUCAUCAGUUCUGGUUCAGCCCAACCGGGUCCUCGUGGUGCCGGCAACUGACGUGUCUCUGUCCGCAUCAACUGUGCGAGCCCUGAGCAAGAACUUUUCAAUCGCUUUCUUCUUCCCAGCUUUUGUCACGCUUCUGUUCUUCCAGCACAACAGGACUGUGUACGACAUGGUCGCUGGCACCAUUGUUGUCAAGCGCUCCAGGGUCAGAUGACCCAGACGAGCAUCGCCGCCACCUGCAGAGCGCACCGCGUCAAGUGUUUGACACUAAAUAUGAGCAGAACUUAUUUCUGGUUCAUGUGCACCAGGGCUCCAUAAUGAGGACGGAGAGGGUCUUUUGGAUCGCCGAGCCGCAACCUGCACUUGGUUUGUGUCUGACCAAACGGCUGCAUGGGUCUCUGUGCCAAGUUCACGUCUCUUUUUCAAAUAUGACGGGGGGUGAUAUCUGCCUUUUUUUUAAUACUAUUUUAGAUCCGGGGUGAGUGUUUGUUCACGCUAUAUUUCAGUUCGCAAUCUAUUUAUUUGUAGCACGCUAGCCUCAGUGUCAGUGAAAUAAUAAUUUGAAACAUG
Messenger RNA from Hippocampus comes (tiger tail seahorse), 1305 nucleotides. Its product is annotated as protein FAM8A1. The transcript is spliced from 5 exons. The coding region runs from base 8 to 949 and encodes 313 amino acids. NCBI's taxonomy places the organism in Eukaryota, Metazoa, Chordata, Actinopteri, Syngnathiformes, Syngnathidae. The record is from RefSeq and is a predicted model, not a curated record.